This is a messenger RNA of Paramacrobiotus metropolitanus, 1139 nucleotides long. RefSeq names its product helix-loop-helix protein 13-like. Gene Ontology annotation, molecular function: protein dimerization activity; DNA-binding transcription factor activity, RNA polymerase II-specific; RNA polymerase II transcription regulatory region sequence-specific DNA binding. The transcript is spliced from 2 exons. The record is from RefSeq and is a predicted model, not a curated record. Gene Ontology annotation, biological process: developmental process; regulation of transcription by RNA polymerase II. Lineage: Eukaryota; Metazoa; Tardigrada; Eutardigrada; Parachela; Macrobiotidae. Bases 66 to 716 code for a protein of 216 amino acids.
UAAUUUGUAUUGUGCGUAGGCUUAAUUUAAAGUUUGUGUUUAGUUUAUUAAACAGUCUCCAUCAAAUGGACGAUACUGGAUCGCAUUCUUGCAUGACAUGCACCGUAUGUGGAGAUACGAGCUGCGUCGCAAUGGGAAACGAGUGUGACCUUUCGCAUGUACACUUGUGUGACCUUUCGCAUACCGCUUGCCCAUCCCAAUCGGCACAGAAUUUCCCAUUUUCGACCAGCACGCAGGAUGGCGAAGUUAACUGUUACUGGAACGAUGGCUCUAUGCCAGAUUAUGCUGCCUACUACGGCAGUGAGCCGCGUCAAGCAGCCAAUAUUCGGGAGAGACGACGCAUGUUAAGCAUCAAUAGUGCGUUCGAAGAACUGAAGAACCGCGUGCCAACAUUUCCUUACGAAAAGCGGCUAUCCAAAAUUGACACACUGAGACUGGCUAUAGCGUAUAUUUCGCUGCUGGAAAAUCUGCGCGACUGCCGGGAAGAGCCGCUGCAACACAUUGAAAGAGUGUUGCGCCAAGGAAUGACAUCCAAUGCUAAUAUGCCGGCAUCCACCGAAUGGGCAUCUAAUGCAGAUCUCACUGCUCGUCUUGCUUGGAUUAACUGGGAACAAUUAGGCAUCUCUUCUCACGAAUACCACGAAAUGGCCAACCGUUUGCUGCAAUAUUUCCAACAUCGACAACAAUUCCGAAAUCCUCGAAAUGAUUGUGGAUGACUUUCCACGCUCCAGUUUAACAUCUGACACAGCUAAAACACGAGUAAUAUACGUGUAGGUUUUGGUGGCAUUGUCGUCCGAACUGGACGUUGCCCACCUGCGUAGUUUCAGUUUAGUCAAUUUUUUCGUAUACGGGUAAUUUCAUAUCUGUAUGGUAAAUUCAUUAUCGCAAAAUGCUAUGGAAUGUCUGAUCAGUCAAACAGCGUUCUCCUAAUUUAGUAAACUGAUACACACUACCGAUAUUCGUGAUAUUACUUAUUCGUGAUAUUAUACGCGGCAGACAGCUUAUUGUUAAUAACGUGUCGGUAUUUAUCUUUUGCGGGGUUACUCUACAUUUCCUUAAUUGAGAACGAGAGUGCAGACAUUACCGACUUAACGUUCAAGAUCCAGCAAAAGAGACAUUAAAAGGACAGAAGUGCAGAA